AUGAGGCUGACUUGUGGCUGGAAAUUUUCCGCAGCCCUAACUGAAGCAAAUCGCUGGGGCCACACAUUCCCAAAAUUUCGUGAUCUGGGACCCGAGUUCGAGAACCUGAACACCACAACGCGCCCUCUUGCCGACGACGACGCAGCGAAGGGUACCUCCAGCUUCGGCAAGCGCCACACCAAGACCCACGGCCUCUGCAAGCGCUGCGGUCGCCGGGCUUUCCACAACCAAAAGAAGGUCUGCGCCUCGUGCGGUUACCCUGCUGCCAAGACCCGCAAGUACAACUGGUCCGAGAAGGCGAAGCGUAGAAAGGUCACUGGCACCGGCCGGAUGCGGUACCUCAGCACAGUGUCGAGGCGGUUCAAGAACGGCUUCCGGACUGGUGUCCCCAAGGGUUCGAGAGGCCCCGCGAUCUCGACUGCUUCAUAA
Molecule: messenger RNA, 429 nt
Organism: Thermothielavioides terrestris NRRL 8126
Lineage: Eukaryota; Fungi; Ascomycota; Sordariomycetes; Sordariales; Chaetomiaceae
Exons: 5
Coding region: 1-429 (142 amino acids)
Biological process (GO): translation
Cellular component (GO): ribosome; cytosolic large ribosomal subunit
Molecular function (GO): structural constituent of ribosome; RNA binding
Source: RefSeq, a predicted model, not a curated record